Molecule: messenger RNA, 2691 nt
Organism: Cercopithifilaria johnstoni
Lineage: Eukaryota; Metazoa; Nematoda; Chromadorea; Rhabditida; Onchocercidae
Source: the annotation of a GenBank genome assembly
AUGUUUGGUCGAUCGGGGUUGUUUGCAGAUAUCAUGUGCCCUUAUGAUGAAGACUGCACACGACCGCACUGCCAUUUUUGGCAUUCGAAAGAUGACAUAUCACAGCAACAACAGCAGUCUUCCGUAUCAUUAAUGUCAUCAGCUCCACCUGACCAACCAUUUGUGGGCUAUGUUGGUUAUGUGGAGAAUCAGAAAGCAGUCAUCACAACAACAAUACCAACUUGUAGUCAGUCUAUUUACGCUCCUCUAGAUCCGGUCGUAUACACACAGCAGCCAUCAACAUCAGCUGUACAGCAAUCCAGUAUUGCUUACAUUCCUACAAAAAUUACUCCGCGACUGAUGUGUAAACGAAUGCCUUCACCGGAAAUCCUUAAACCGAGAAUGCCAGUGGAAUUAUUAGUGGAUGACAUACUGGAUCCAGCUAACUAUAAGGCAAAAACCGUCGCUGCUCCAUCUGCUAAUAGUUCGAGUUCAAUUGAAAAUGUUAAGGUAUCUGAAAUGAGUUUGAAUGAUUAUGCGAAAUCAGUAGCUGAUAUUGAUACACGAAUCGAAGAAUUGCAGCGAAAAAUCGAAAUUGAACGCCAGCAAAAGGAAAAGAUAGUUCACGAUAUUAGAGCACUGGUUAAGCCACCGGCUGUUAAUUCAGAUUCUCCAGCUGCAAGAAAACAUUCAGACUCAAACUCGAAAUCGAAACUAGCUACUUAUACAGGUGGCUACACGCCGACUCCGAUCGCUCUGUUGAAGUCGGUGGAAAAGGCGAAAAAUGAAGCUCGACAAAAGAAGAAGACAAGAAUUGAAGAGACCGAUAAUAAAAAAGAGGAUGUGAUGGACUUGAAAAACAAAGUAAAGGGAAAUAAAAUGAAAGACAAAGGUAAAGCAAGAGGUGCGAAAGUGAAAAAAGUUACGAAUGCAGAAGCAAGUAAAUCGCACAUAGCAUUAAAACAGCAACAGUCAACUGAAGGAAAAUCGCAAUCAGUUACGAAAAAGAAACUUGACGAGCAACUUUCUAUCGAAGACCUUUUUGGAACCGAUGUACCAGCUGCGAAAAAGCAAAGGAAUAUGGACAGUAACCGGAAAUCGAAAGCAGACAGUUUACCUGAAAUGGAAAAACAAGAAGAAAUGGAAAUUAAGACGGAAGCAAAAAGGAGAAUAGCACAUUGCAGUGUUCAGCCGACUGUACAAAUGUGUGUAACAACAACCAAAGUCCGUACACCUACAAUGGCUCAGCAACUGAUGAAUCGCUACCAAAAGCUGCAGAAAGAAAAAGAGGAAUUGUUGAGGAACAUGAAGCUCAAAGAAGAAAUAAAAACAAAUAAAAUUAUAACGGCUGAAAAAAAGUAUGAUUACAAAUCGGACGCAGUAGCAGCAACGGUAGGCAAAGGCGAAAAACGAACAGCACACGUACCAAAAAUAUCGAAAUCUGCCAAAGUAAAUUUAAUACCAUUAGAUCCAUAUUCGUGUGGUAAAAUCCCAUACGCUUUGCGCGUCCGUUAUUUGAAUUUGUUUUAUAUCGAAUGUCAAAAAUUUUGUAGUUCGACGAAUGAUGCUAUAGCUCAGGCUCAACAGGAAGAAAAAAUGAUUAAGGAUCGAGCUGUGACAAAGGGUGGUUAUACAGGUGCUGCAGUGAAUGUUUUACGACGUUUGCGGGAUGUUAUUUCACCACGAACUGCAGCACUAAAGUCUGUUUCACAUUCGGCUAUCCUUGCUGGUCGUCAUCACGGAUCCAUCACAAUUGGCCAGAGAAAAUGUUCACUUCCUGGAAAACAAUCCAUUAGUGAAAGUGAAUUCUACGGAUUGCUGCUUUCGAAGUUCGUUUUAGACGAAGAGAAACUGGAACAGAACGGUUACCCUUUAUGGGAAGGUCCGGAUAAAAAAAGGGUGAAAAUCAAAAUAUCGGAAUUAGACAACAAAAAGAAAUUAUUUGUAGAGGAAAAUGAUCUCAAAAGAAUAUGUUGUCGUUGUGGCACCGAAUUUACUCUUACACCGAAAGGUGAUUAUGCUGCACUGAAGCAGUGUGUAUACCACUGGGGAAAGGCUUUUAAAACAAAAACUCGUGGACUAUGGGAAUCUCGAUAUAAUUGUUGUCAGUCGGAUCUUAGUGUAGCUGGAUGUUGUGUAGCUGAUUGUCACGUCACUGAUACUGCGCCAAAAUCAGUGUUGGAGACCUAUCGAGAGACACCACCACCAUCGGGACCAAAAGAUGAACGAAGCAGGAAAGUGUAUGCAUUUGAUUGUGAAAUGGUGUAUACAACCUGGGGUACCAGUUUAGCUCGAAUAUCAGUAGUCGAUGUGGACGACAAGCUAGUGAUGGAUGUUACUGUACGUCCGCAAUAUGAAGUACGUGAUUGUAAUACACGAUUUAGUGGUUUGACGAUAGAUCAAAUUGAAGGAGCAGAAUUUGAUUUGGAACAGACCCAGAAGCGAUUCUUUGAAUUGGUAAAUUCGGAAACGAUUUUGAUUGGGCAUAGUCUUGAAAGUGACCUGAAAGCAAUGCGUCUGGUUCAUCAUCGGGUAGUGGAUACAUCGGUUGUAUUUCCACAUAGACUAGGACCACCCUACAAACGUGCUUUGAAAACAAUUGCUUCGGAAAUACUGCAGCUUAUCAUUCAGGAAGACAUUGAUGGACAUGACUCGAAAGAGGAUGCAAGCACUUGUAUGCGGCUGAUGUUACAUAAAGUUGUACAUAAUUAG